GCAUUCUUGACGAUCGUGUUGAGCUCUCAUCGAGGGCCGCUCUCCGCCGAUGCACGCAUUCCGUGCUCUCGGAUAGUCGCGUCUUUAUGGCCUAAUUUUUGCUGCAUCGUUUUUUCGGUGAUUGAGAAAGCUUCGUGAGAUUUUAUAUAAUCUUUGAACGAUCGUUUGAGCGAACGCGAAAAAUGUUGCGAAUAGUCUCAUAAAGUUCGUAUUAUAGAGACCAAAAGAAACAUACACCGCACGAACAAAAAAAAAAACAAAAACAAAUAUAAUCAGUGUUGUGGAGAAACGGGAUUAUUAUUGGAGUUUUUGUUGGGCGCACACACGCGCGCCGUGGACCGAGACAGAAGUGUGUGUUUGCAUGUCGCGUGCACGAGUGCAACAGAGAGACUAAUUAACAUGUGUGUCGGAGAUGAAUUACUACGAUUUGCUCAAUAGUUAACGGACGAAAAACAAAGUGACAAGGAAACGAAUAAAAAAUACGAGUUUUUUUUCAUCGCGCAAAUGUGACAUGGUUGCGAUGUCGUGUUUCCCUUUAAUGACGUUUAUCGGCGUCGGAUUGUUAGGACAAGCUAUCGGGCACGAUGUCAAAGGUUCAGCAUUUUGUGAAUUCUAUAACGAGACAAUGUGUACGGAAUCUCAACAAGGCUGUCCAGAAAGAGAAGAGUGCAUACCUCACGAUCCAGACAAAAGAAACCAUUGCUACGUUCUCUGGCAAUUUGACAACACUAACAAAAAAUCUACAAUAAAAUUGAAGGGAUGUUUUUUAGACAAUAAAGAAUGUUAUGACAAGCCUCGAUGUGUUGAGAAAAAUGCAGACAGAAAAAAGAAACUAUUUUACUGUUGCUGCGACGGUAACAUGUGUAACCAAAAUUUUACUUGGGAUCCUCAGCCGACAGAAAAACCGCACACAGAACAGCCAAAAGCUGUACCAAACGAAGAGCAACAACUUCUUACACUGGUCUUGUCCAUUUCAAUUCCCAUGCUCGUACUCGUAAUCGUUCUUUCAUCAUUGUAUUGGUGUCUCAAACGCCGGAAGUUGGGAUAUUUCAACGAGGUUCCCACAUUGGAGCCAUGUCCGUUGCCCCAGCCGUCGCCGAAUUUAGGACUGCGACCGAUUCAAUUAAUGGAGAUAAAAGCGAGAGGGCGUUUCGGCGCCGUAUGGAAAGCUCAGUUGCGAAACGAUGUUAUCGCAGUAAAAGUCUUUCCCGUACAGGACAAACCAUCUUGGCAAACGGAGCAAGAGAUUUUCAAGCUUGCUCACAUGGAUCAUCAGGACAUUUUGAGGUUUAUCGGUGUGGAAAAAAGAGGGGACAAUUUACAGACAGAGUUUUGGCUGAUCACGGCAUAUCACGAGAAAGGAUCGCUCUGCGACUAUUUAAAAGCAAAUGUUGUCUCGUGGCCGGAAAUGUGUCGUAUCGCUGAAUCAAUGGCACGUGGUUUGAUGCAUCUUCAUGAGGAAAUACCACCGAAUAAAGUCGAAGGUUACAAGCCUGCGGUCGCUCACCGGGAUUUCAAGUCAAAAAAUGUUCUCCUCAAGUCCGACAUGAGCGCUUGCAUCGCCGAUUUUGGCCUUGCCCUUAUUUUUCACCCCGGAAAACCUUGCGGGGACACACAUGGUCAGGUGGGGACACGAAGAUAUAUGGCACCGGAGGUACUUGAAGGUGCGAUAAACUUCACUCGAGACUCGUUUCUUCGCAUUGAUAUGUAUGCAUGCGGUCUCGUACUUUGGGAAUUGGCGUCCCGAUGUACAGUUCAAGAUGGGCCCAUAAGUGAGUACAGAUUACCAUUCGAGGAAGAAGUAGGGCUUCAUCCGACGUUGGAAGAUAUGCAAGAGAGCGUUGUGCAUAAAAAAGAGCGGCCACUGAUACAAGAAACGUGGCGGAAACACCCGGGUCUACUGUCGAUUUGUGACACAAUGGAGGAGUGCUGGGACCACGACGCGGAAGCCCGUUUAUCGGCUUCGUGCGUUAUGGAAAGAGUCGCGACGUUGAGCCGAACGCUUAUAAUAAACAAUUCGUCAACGUUGAUACGAGUUGACAAUACCAACGAGUGCAUCACGACCAAGGAAUCUAGCAUGUAGGGUAGCCUCAUUGUAUUAUAGUGUUUAUUUUCAACUGCACAAUCCAACCACUACUUUUCAUGUACCAUACUUUUUUCCGUUCGUAUAAACAAAUACCUCACAAAUACGAAAAGGAGAAAAAAAGACAAAGAAAGGAGGGAAAACCUGCGAUGAAAGUCGUUGGGAUUGUAGAUAAAUAUCCACUUUGAAUUACUUUUCCUGCCAGAAGCUCGCUCGGUUAUCACGGUUUUCAAUUUGACACUUUGUCGUCAAACUCUUUACCGUUUCUUGCUCAAUCAUUAACUUUAUAACUCUGAUAAAUUUAUCCCUCAUUUGUACGAUCAUAUUUAAUUUUUUUAUCUCAUCUUUAUUUCAAUUUAGUCAUUAAUUUCACACGUACAUAGAUGUGUGUUUAUAUAGGAAAAGAGAAUGAGAUUUUCGUAAACGAACAAACGCCGACGAACAAUGGACAUUAGAUAAACUGGCUCCUCCCUUUAUUUUCAUAAAUUACUAUUAUUUCCGUUUUUUUUCUUCUAUUCGCAUCAUGGCCCUCGUUACGUAAUUAGUUGUACAGUUUCAGAUGAUUCGACAACGUAUCUCAGUAGAUCAUACGAUUUUUUUUACAUAUAUAUUUUAAGCCAACCCGAGUACGUGAUAAUGGUGCAAUUAUCGUUGUUACGAUGAGGUGGAAAAGUCUCGAAAAAACAAUUUUUCGUGCUCAACUGAAAAAAAAAUUAUUCUCAGCUCAGAUUAUUUGAGAUUAGCGAAAAAUUCCAAUUUUUUGUUAACGAAAAUAAUCUGCUGAGUUAAUUGUGUCUCGUGCAAUUGUUUUCAUUCUAUUAUUCUUUUAGCAAUGUUGACAAGUAAGGGUUAGUGGAUUGUGAAAAAUUUUUAGCUGACUCCGCUCAAGUCGAUCAACAAUAUUUUCCUAUUUUCGAGAUAAUUUGAAGAAUUCAAAAUAUGAAAGCAUUUUCCAGUUUUUGAUAAUUCCAGAUUAGUUCGAAAGUCCUUAAUAAUUAUAUGUCAAGUUUCUAAGAAUCAAGAUCAUACUCGAAUGGAAAAUAGUCCUAAAUCGAAGUAUGAAAAUUCAUGAAAAUUUUCUCGUAUCGACAGUGAAAUACUUUUGUACGAUACGCUAUUCGAAUGAAAUGUAUAGGUUGAUCUAUCCUCAUUUUCAAAAUAUCAAAUUUGUACAGUGCGAAUUUUUACUCGAUCCAAGAGGAAAAACGAAUUAUUGUAUAGAAUUGUUAUAAGUAUAUUUUAAUUCAUUGGUUAAUUGGGUUCGACAGUGCCAAAUAAUCUCACAUUUUAUAAUAUAUCCAUAAACAGGCUUAUAUAUGAAUAUAAAUAAAUAUAUUUACAUUUAUGUUGAUAUACAUACGUUCAUGAAUACGUGAAUUCAUAAAACGCGCUUUUUAAUCAACUGUACAUUCAUUGAUGCGCAAUGGAUUAAUGAGUUCUAACAAGAAAAGUAAGUGCGAAAGAAAAGUAGGACUCGAAUGGGGGGAAAAACCAACAAAUUACGAAAGAUUUGAGUGAUUUUUCUGCUGACAUAUCUCCAGGAAGGUAAAUCCAUUCCCGGACAUCUUUCGCAUUUUUGUCGUGUGUGCGUGUGUAUAAGAGUGUAUGUAUGUACGAUAAUGAAGAAAAAAAAUAUUGUUAAACCACCUGGAUUUCUAAAGAUGAAAGACUUCAUCGAGUUGUAAAUAAUACAGGGUUUUUUAUAUAAUAUAUAUAUAUAUCUAUAUAUAUAAAUACUUAUACAUAUACUUUA
Molecule: messenger RNA, 3836 nt
Organism: Venturia canescens
Lineage: Eukaryota; Metazoa; Arthropoda; Insecta; Hymenoptera; Ichneumonidae
Product: activin receptor type-2A-like
Exons: 8
Coding region: 512-2083 (523 amino acids)
Biological process (GO): cellular response to growth factor stimulus; protein phosphorylation; activin receptor signaling pathway
Cellular component (GO): activin receptor complex; plasma membrane
Molecular function (GO): metal ion binding; ATP binding; activin receptor activity
Source: RefSeq, a predicted model, not a curated record